This is a messenger RNA of Diplodia corticola, 1824 nucleotides long. RefSeq names its product ubiquitin carboxyl-terminal hydrolase 19. Bases 1 to 1824 code for a protein of 607 amino acids. The transcript has 2 exons. Lineage: Eukaryota; Fungi; Ascomycota; Dothideomycetes; Botryosphaeriales; Botryosphaeriaceae. The record is from RefSeq and is a predicted model, not a curated record.
AUGGAUCCUCAGAGCGUCUCCUUCACUCCACGCGACGAUCUCUGGCGCAUCCACUCCGAAAUGCUGCGCGUACAGCAGACCCAGACCGAGCACGCCGACCGGCUCGCUCGCCUGGAGAGGAGGCAGGAUGAGGACGCCCGCGUGAAGUCUGUCUGGGGCGCUUCCUCGCCUUUUCCGAGUGUUUUGGGCGGCACUCCGCAGCAAGUGCCUCUGCAGCAGCCUGCCGCCGACGCUUUCUCCAGCUUUGACGACCAGUCGACUAAUCUGCUGUCUAGCUUGCAUCUGGAUGCGGACGAAGAGCCAAGGCGUCUUGGGACAACCUCACGCGCAAAUAGUGUUCGCUUUGAUGAGACGGCUAAUCAAGGCCACUGGUCCCACGCGUCCCGCUCGUCCAUGGACCUGAUCCCACGCACCGGAAGCAGCCUUGGUGGUCAUCCAAUGACGGAGCGGAGUUUCUCCCACAAGUCGGAUGGACGCCAAAGCUCCGCUGCUGCAUCCGUACAUUCAGCCACCUCUGGUCGUGCCAAUAGCUUAGGUCUUGAGUCUACCUUUCCUAUUGGCGCUCCGACGCUCGAGGUUCCACGCCUUGCCCCCGGCUUGUUCAUCCUGGGUUCGGUGCCGGCUAUUAUCCGUUGCUGGCUCAACCGGAACUUCAAGCAUGACUCGCUCCUCUAUGCGGCCGUGUGCACCGGAUCCUACACUUCGUGUUUGGAUCUGGCCUUGAUCACCAAGCUGGGCUUCCAGUCAGAGAUUAGAUGCUCCGAGGACGGUGGUCGCAAAAUCAAACUCGAGCUUUAUUUGCCCGAAGCGAUACCUUAUCCAGCUUCUUCCCGUUCCGGUAGCCCCACGCCUCAACUACCCUCGCUGACCGUUGACUUCACCGUUGUAGAGUCUCAAGCUUCGGAAAACGAGUCAAAAGCUAUCAAGGUCUUCCUUGGCAGUGACUUGCUGCGGUCACAUAAUGCCGAUAUCCUGCUGUCGUCAAACACACUGACCUUGUUCGAUGACGACAGAAGCAAACUUUCCGUACCAUUGGUACGCCCUGAAGAUGAUCACGCAUUCAAGACGCUCCAAGUCAGCAGCUCUCCAUGGGUUAGGCCCAAUGAGCAAGGCAAAUACCCGGAUACGUACCAAGAAAACGCAACAGGCCAUGCAACUGUCGGGGGAAAUUCCAUGACCCAGACCCUGGAAGGACUGAAAGCAGUGUCUGUGUCACCUGCCCCUCCUGGAUCCGACAGUGACCGAAAUGUCACCGUCCCUUCCUCUGAAGAUGGAAACACUUCUCAAAGCGAUCGUAGAAGUCUUGAACGUCCAGCCUGGGGCUCGAGCAUCCGGAGCGAUGCAAAAGAAUCCUCGGAAGGAGAAUCUUCAGGGCCCAGCCUUCCUAGGACAGGAUCGUCCCCUGCCGUCUGGAGCAACUGGCGGCGCACAUCCGAGAGGUCGGAGUCCAUGGACUGGGCUGGUACAAGCAAAGCACCAAGCAACGAUACGUACCAACGCCGUGAUACCGGGAUCAAGGUUCUCAAACCCAUUCGCACUUCGUCCCGCGCCCCAUCAGUGUCGCAGGGCCCGGCUUCUGCGUCUACUCCCACUAGUCAGUCGCGCUUUUUCGAUGAGGGUCGCCGCCGCGUGACAAGUGUAUCGUCCGUGUCUACGGCUGGUGUAGAUAUUCAGCAACAGCAGCAGCCUCAGCAGCCGAAGAGAACCGUUUCGACUGAUAUGUCCAAGAUGAGUGGACCCACAAGGAAUGGAAGCAAGCCUCGAUCUACAAAUCCAGUUGGAGGUGCUUCGGCCUUCUCGUGGCUCAAGAAUGGGCAGCAGUAA